AUGGCUUCCGUACAUUCCCGGCCGUCACCAAACUCCUCAUCCUCCUACGAAUUCGAGUCUGUCCCCGACGACGAAUCAUGGCAGUACAUCGACUACACAGCCACGGGAUCUGGCCCAUCGUCCAUCGGGUUUCUUUCUGAUCCUGCCAGCGGAAGCCUUGGAAGCUUCGCCAUGGUUGGAAAUGUCCAUGGAACGCCAUCUCCAUUCAUACCAGGCAAUACACCCUCACCCUAUGCUGCCGGCAACACUCCUCCACCAUAUACCUCUGGGAACAACUCAUCACCCUUCAUGCUUGGAAACACACCUUCACCGACAGCCGCUUCUCCCCUGUUACUAGAAGAGAUGGACCCAAGCGCAUUCUUUGCCGCCAAUGCCUCUUCAUUCCAGCCUCAACCAAGCAAUACCAAUACGGACAUAUUUGCUUCCACAGCAGAUGGUGGAUUCACUCAGCCGCAAGAUUUCUUGACCCCACAGCAGUAUCUCUUCUCACAGCAAAAUACGAAUCAGUUCCAACCUCAGGGCUUGAAUGACAUGGCUCUCAUGCAAAACUUCACAGCCGACAUGUUCUCGAUAGACGCGAAUGAACAGGUUCAGGUACCCCAAGUCAACUUUAACAUGCAGCAGCCGCUACAAUCGGAUCCCAAUGUUCCGCCAUGGAACCCUACCAAUACGAGGGGUAAUGAUGCUAUCUUCAUCAUGGAUGACUUCAACAACUCUCCAUCGCCCGUGAGCAAUUACUCUCCGAGCUCGAUGAACAGUUCGAAAGCAAGUCCCAGCGGUGCAAAGUCUCCGGUAUCGAUACCGAUUCGAAAGGUGAAGGUCGGAAAGGUCGAGAAGAAGAAGAAGGCAGAACAAUCUGGCAAGUUUGUCAUUGUGACUCCUAAGUCCAUCUCAGCUCAUGCUGGUCGCGAAAACCCGUUCGAGUGCUUCGAAGCUAUGAACCGGACAAGUCAACGAGGACGUAAAGGACCUUUGGCAAAUGCCACAAAGGAGAAUGCGCUGCAAGUCAGAAGACAGGGUGCUUGUUUCUGCUGCCACAGUCGCAAGGUCAAAUGCGACCUGGAGCGUCCGUGCAAGAGCUGCAAGAAACUAAUGGUCCAAGUUCCUCAAGUUGUCUGCUGGCAGUUCAGUGACUUCGUAACCAUUCUAUUCCCCGUAUACAUUCGCGGUCAUCUGGAAAGCAAAGCGAUGGCCAAGUUUACUAGGGAGAACAUUGCAGGUUUCCAUAUUCAGGGGUUAGAGCAGGUGUGCUCCGUCGAACUAUUCUCGGGACCACGAUUCAGCACGGUUUUGGCCUUGCAAGCCAAAUUCUUCACCCCUACUAACGCCGAGGUGCAGAACCAUUGGCAGCUACACAACUUGGGACAGAACAAGGUUGAACUGAGGGCUAACAAGGCAGCCAACCUUGGCAUCGACCUCGAGAAGUCCGCGGAGAGGGACAAUCUCAGGAAACGGACUAAGAGAUACAUCCAAGACCUUCUGAACGAGCCAGAAUUUGUGGCUCAAGUCACGGAUAGCAUCACAAGCACAUACCUGCCGGCGAAACUGCUGCGGAUCGUCAAGGAGUAUGCUGACGAGACUGAGUCCCUCAUGGUCAAGCGUGCAUUGUCGAUCUACUGCAUGCAUUACAUCAUGACAAGACAGCUGUGCCUCACUCAACAGACGACCGACUCCCUUAGAUCCGUCGGUAUGAUCGAGCAGGGCCCCAAUUAUGUCACCCCACGAGUCCUCGCACGACAGAUCAAGUCCAUCGUAGACGAGCUGAUGCAUCGCGAGGUACAAUCACUAUUCGAGCUCUUCAACCGAUCUCUCAAGCCGAAGUCCCGACGCGAGUGGGCACCCUGCACCGCCGCCUUUCUCGUCCUCUGCCUAUUCAUGGAGGCUGUAGAGACGGCAGCUGACACGUUUGUGCUCGCGCAGAACGAAAUCAACAUGAGGAACAGCGCCAGACCGGAGUACGAAAGAAGCCUUGCGCUGAAUACCUGUGCCGAGGUCGAGAACAUGCCCUUCAAGCAGUUCGCUUACCAGUUCCACCAAGUCUAUCAGACGCACAGCAAGGAGGCCAACUCGAAAGGUUUCAACCCUGUGCUUGACAUCAGCUUUGCCGAAAAGGGCGAGCUGGACGGACCGGCUGUGAGGUUCUCGGCUCAACUACGAGAACUAUUGUUCGGCGAUAGCUGGCAAGAAUUACAGUUUCUAGCAGCCACCGACAUGAUACCCAACACGUCGACUCAUCCUUUCCCUAUGGAUCCGCAGACAUUGUACACAGGGCGCCUCGUGGCCAGGUUUCUCAUAUCGUUCCAGGACGAGAGAAGCAUUUUCGAGGACCUUGUCUGA
This is a messenger RNA of Fusarium proliferatum ET1, 2337 nucleotides long. RefSeq lists its product as uncharacterized. Bases 1 to 2337 code for a protein of 778 amino acids. Lineage: Eukaryota; Fungi; Ascomycota; Sordariomycetes; Hypocreales; Nectriaceae. Gene Ontology annotation, biological process: regulation of DNA-templated transcription. The record is from RefSeq and is a predicted model, not a curated record. The transcript is spliced from 4 exons. Gene Ontology annotation, molecular function: DNA-binding transcription factor activity, RNA polymerase II-specific; zinc ion binding.